AUGGGACGGAUCGAUGGGAUUCGAUCUGGAGAUGAGACCGGCGAUCAGGUCUUGAAAAGGGGAUUUCGCACGGUAAAGGCGUUUAGCCAGGAGGUUCGGCUGGGAAAGGGCCUGAACCGUGAAACGGCCGUCUGCGGCCAGGCGCGGCCGGGAUGGGUUGUUUCAAAAUUCGCGAUGAAGGCUCAAUUCAUGUGUCCCGAACUCGAGGGAACUAAGUAUUCAUCGUGA
Messenger RNA from Microthlaspi erraticum, 228 nucleotides. NCBI's taxonomy places the organism in Eukaryota, Viridiplantae, Streptophyta, Magnoliopsida, Brassicales, Brassicaceae. The record is from the annotation of a GenBank genome assembly.